GGGGAGGAAGCGCAUCAGACUAUCAGCAUCAUCGGGCAUUGUCAGGCAUGACGAGGCAGCACGGGGGGUGACAGCGCAGGGUGCGAUAAUAUAUGUACGAUAUUGUCCGUGACAUCGCGUUAUAGGCACGUCGAUGGUGUUAAGCGAUCGCGACAUCGUACGCGAGCUAGCGAGAGUGUAAAGUGUAAAGCGGUGUAAAGACCGUGCGGGCGUCCGCCGCGUUGCGGAUUGCGAUCUAUCCUCUCAUCGGCGGUUAUCGGCGCUCUUUGAUCAUCGUGAUGGCUUCGUUCGCGUGGACUUUCCGAGGGAACGUCAACCGGUUUCUCAUCGACGCGCAGAUCCUGCAAUGCCUGCUCGUACUGGCGGGCCUGUUUUUUAACCUCUCUCAGUGCCUCUACGAGGAUCAAGUCGGCAAAUUCGAUUGGCGACAGAAUUACGUCGGCAAAAUCAAGUUCGCCAGUUUCGACACGGUGUCCACGGCGAAGAAGAUCAUCGUCGCCACCGAGGAGAACGUCAUCGCCGCGCUUAAUCUCAAGUCAGGUCAAAUAUUAUGGAGGCGAGUGUUGGAGAAAGGUUACGGUGGUCGCAUCAGAACUUUAGGAGGUGUCGCGGAUGGAGAUCUUAUUUCUGUCAGCGGAGGUGUCCCGGCCAUUGUUCGUGCCUGGGAUCUGGCAACUGGGCAUAUACUUAACGAGUGGCCAAUAGCGGAACAAAAUACUGAUAGAUAUGAAUCUCCAUUUAUAUCAUUUUCUACAUUGGGCUUAUAUUCAUCUGACAGGAUAAAAGAUGUAAAAUGGCAUAUCAAAGAUGGAACAUUGCAUCAUAUACUACCCAUUUACAAUAGUGGCGUUGAAGUAACAUCUUACGACAGUAAGACUGGAGAGAAACUGAAGACUCGGAGGGUUUCUGCACCAUUCAUAAGUCAAGAAACAGAGUGUGUCUUGGCAGCUCCGUACUUGGCAUGUUUGAAGGGAGACAGUUCUUUAGCUGUAGUGUUCUUAGUACAUUUAUUCGAUACUAAUGCACAGCCGCAGUCAGUUACGAUAAACACGAUAUUCGGGGCUGGCGCGCAAGGGCCAUUUAGACUAGAAUCUGUGCGUGGAGAAGAACCUGUAAUUUCCAUUAACGCCGAUAAUGAUCAGAGAAAGCGGAUCUUAAUUAUCGGAGAACUUCCGAUUCCUAUACAACGAGACAUCGCUGGCGAUACAACGCUUUAUGUUGUUUCCGUUGAUAACGAGAAAGUACUUUUGGAAACAACGUAUAAGAACGGAAAGAUAGAAAUAACAGCUAUGAACCUAUCAUCAUCCACACCUUUACCUGAAUUAUCGGCUACUCUGACUCACGCUUCUGUACAAUCGCCGACUAUAAUGGCAUCGGUUUGCCCUCGUCAAACGAAAGGGGUAACAUGCCGUCACUUAUUAUCCUCGCAAGAUCACAGCGUCGCGUUAUUGCAACAUAAUAAACUGGUAUGGGCGAGGGAGGAAGCACUCGCUAGUAUUGUGGCUGUUGAAAUCAUAGAAUUGCCCAUGUCCGACAGAGAUCAAGCUAUCGAAACGGAAUUUGAUCAAAAAGAGAGUAUUGAUGUAGACAGUUCAUGGGAUGUGCUGAGCAUGUUUCUUCGGAGGAUCACGUCGCAGAUCAAUCAAGUCCGAACGUUCUUUCAAACGAUACUAGACUUAGUGCCUCAACAAUUCAAUCAACGUAUCGAUCUAGUCCGAGAUAAAUUUGGUUUGCACAAGAUGAUCGUAGUCGUUACAUCCGCUGGAAAGUUGUACGGCAUAGAAACCAGGAAAGGUGAAAUUAUUUGGCAGCUCAGACUACCUAACAUUCGCGGUUUCACGAAACUAUCUAACACAAUGAUCUUGUACGUACAAAGAGGUAGCAGGCAUUUUCCGCACCCACCGCAGUGUGCAUUGUUAGCAGAAGACAAGGAAAGUGGAGAAGGUGUCGUAUAUACUUUUAAUCCGAUUACUGGACAGCCGUUGGACGGACUGAUAAAGCUUGGGUACAGGAUAAAGCAGUCUAUGCUACUCCACGUAGCGACUGACGAUUUCCUACGCGGUAUUCUCAUUCUUGACGCACGGGAUAAGGUGCACGUUUUUCCCGACAGCGCCACCGCAGUCGCAGCUUCGCUCGGGAAAAGUACAUAUCUUUUUACUGCGGAUCAAACGACAGGAAUAUUGUCCGGCUUCUCUCUUUCGUACAGCACGACACAGGAACUGAUCGCCCACAAAGUAUGGGAGUUGUUACUCUCGCCAAGAAACCAGAAAAUAACGCAAGUCGUAGCGAAGAAUCCGAUAGAACGCGUGCAUUCUCAGGGGAGAGUCCUGAGCGAUAGAUCGGUGCUGUACAAGUACAUCAAUCCUAAUUUGGUGGCAGUAGUGACCGAAGGUAUUGGACAUGCCCAUAAAAAUACGCUUAAUUUGUAUCUACUGGACGUAGUAUCCGGAGCUAUGAUUUUCUCGAUCACGCACAAAAGGGUACACGGUCCAAUUCACAUUGUACAUUCGGAAAAUUGGUUGGUGUACAGUUAUUUCAACGAGAAAGGACGUAGAACGGAGAUUGCUACGUUAGAGCUCUACGAAGGGAAGAUACAGAGUAAUACCACAGUGUUCUCCUCCUUAGCGACAACGAAAUUGCCAAUUGUAGAGAGACAAGCCUUCAUUUUCCCGGCAUCUAUUGAAUAUAUGCAAGAAACAAUCACUGAAAAGGGCAUCACUAGUAAACAUAUAAUCGUCGCUUUAGCUAAUGGUGGAAUACUAGAGUUGCCGUGGAUGAUGGUGGAUCCACGAAGGCCUGUUAAUCAUGAAAUGCGAGAGGAAGGAGUGAUACCAUACAUGCCCGAAAUUCCAAUCCAUAUGGAUGCUAUUAUUAAUUAUAAUCAAAGCGUUGCUAGGGUUAUGGGUAUUCAUACUAGUCCCAGUGGCCUUGAAAGUACUUGUUUAGUCUUCGUAUAUGGUCUUGAUCUGUUUUACACGAGAGUGGCACCAUCCAAAACGUUUGAUGUAUUAAAAGAAGAUUUUGAUUAUUACCUUAUUGUGAUAGUGCUUGCGGCGCUGUUGAUCUCAUCGUACGUCACCAAAAAAUUAGCAUCACAGAAAGCUCAAAAACAAGCGUGGAAAUGAUGCCUCGCUCUUCUAAAAUUGUGCAAUAUUUAUGACUUCGAUCAUAAUAGGCAACAAUUUUUGCUAAAAAUAACUUGUAAAAUAUACUGUUUUAUAAAUAGCUAAUUUUAAAACACACAAAGUGAGAACGCUACCGUGUUAUCUUACCUAAAAAAAUCUCUUAGUCUUAAAUCCUAACUAAAAGUAUACAUAAAGUACAUAUUUUAUCUUCUUAGUGGUACAGAACGCACACGCGCGACGGAUAGAAUCUUUCAAAGUGCGCUAAUUAAUAAAUGACGAGAGUGGACCAUGAUCAUCGAUCAUUAAACUACGUUAAAGUAACUGAUGACGUGCUCAAAAUGUAAUUGCUUCUUUAUUGCAUAGCAAUUUCUGUAAAAGGCACGACGUUUUUUUUGAUACCUGUGCAUUUUCAAUUUAAACCGAAGCAGGAAUCAGCAAUUUAUAAAACUCAAUAAUAUAAUUUACAGCGAAGGUAUUAAAAUAUUGAUAAAAUAUUCAGUAUAUGAUACUGAAGAGCGCCGAGUAUAGAUGUUUGCUUACUAUGCAAAAGGAAAAUGUGUGAUUGUGUUGUAUUGAAUAAUGAAAACCUAAUUUAGAGAAAUAAAUAUUGUGUUUAUAAGUUCAGUUUGCAAUUGUGAAAUGGAAUCUUUGGUUAUCGUGGAAUAAUAAUAUUUUACAUCUUUCUUUGUACCUGUAAUUUAGAAUUCUUUAUAAUGUAAUAUGUAAGAUGUAUGCACUUUAUAUACACAUGUAUAUUUCAAGUUUCUUGUAAGAUAUUAUUACGUAUUCAAUUCUGCAACAGUUUAAUUUCCAUUAUUUAUAAUGUUUACAAGAAGUGUCUUGUUAAAAACUGUAAACGUGAAGAACCGUAGUCACAUAGACUUUAAAUUUUCAUCCUGUUUCCUCUUAAUUUGUUACAAAAUUCAGUUUUUUACUAUUUAGUAAAACGAACUAGAAUUAUUUGUACAACUUGAAAAAUUAAAUGACUCUACUAAGAAAACAUUAUAGAGAAAGGAAAUCUGAAUUAUUUCCAUUUAUAUGCAUUUUUCGUAUUUGAAACUGUGGCUCUCCGACUGCCAAACUAUAUAAAUGUGGCAAAGACAUUAAAUUACGUUGAAAGUCAUGUAAUUUAAUUAAUCUUAAUACAUUCGCUUCCAGAUCCACUCAGAAUCAAAUAAAAGUGAUCCUACUCAUAGAAUAUUGAAAUAAAUGUAAAAUUUGAUAUAUUGCGAUGUACUAAGAAUGCAAUAUUCAUUGUUUCAUAUAAACAUUAAAAUUAAUAUGAAACAGGAGGAAUAGUAAUGUAAAUAUAUCUAUCGUUCAAAACUGAAUAAUUUUUAUCACGAGAAUAAGUUUUAUUUUAUAAAGUGUAAUCAAUCGCUUUGUGUGUAGAUAGUAAAAAGAAGUAUGAUUAUUAUAUACGUAAGUUAAUUGUACAAUGUGGAUAAUAAUUAUAAGCAUGUUAGAGAAUUACAUAUGAAUAAAAAUUCCGUCAC
Messenger RNA from Ooceraea biroi (clonal raider ant), 4621 nucleotides. RefSeq names its product ER membrane protein complex subunit 1 (gene EMC1). Lineage: Eukaryota; Metazoa; Arthropoda; Insecta; Hymenoptera; Formicidae. Gene Ontology annotation, molecular function: protein binding. Gene Ontology annotation, biological process: protein folding in endoplasmic reticulum. Gene Ontology annotation, cellular component: EMC complex. The record is from RefSeq and is a predicted model, not a curated record.